This is a messenger RNA of Neltuma alba, 864 nucleotides long. Its product is annotated as pentatricopeptide repeat-containing protein At1g43980, mitochondrial-like. The transcript has a single exon. NCBI's taxonomy places the organism in Eukaryota, Viridiplantae, Streptophyta, Magnoliopsida, Fabales, Fabaceae. Bases 1 to 810 code for a protein of 269 amino acids. Gene Ontology annotation, biological process: RNA modification. The record is from RefSeq and is a predicted model, not a curated record. Gene Ontology annotation, molecular function: protein binding; RNA binding.
AUGUUACAAGUAGAACUGGGCAAUCAAAUCCAUUCUUUGGUUCUGAAACUAGGUUUUGAGUCAGAUGCAAUAGUUUCCAAUUCACUUGUUGAAAUGUAUGCAAAAUUGGGAUUUAUUUAUGAUGCCUUGGAUAUCUUCAAUGAAAUAAGAAGAAGAGAUUUGAUAUCCUGGAACACCAUAUUGAUGGGUCUAACCUACAAUGGUAAAGUGUCUUUGGCUAUGGACCUUUUCAACGAAUUAAUUAGCGAGGGUAUACCCCCAGAUCGAAUAACUCUAGCUGCAAUCUUACUUGCAUGCAACUAUGGAAGUUUGGUUGAUGAAGGAAUUCAAAUAUUAUGCUCCAUGGAGAAGGAAUAUGGGGUUAAACCAGGGGAACAACAUUAUGCUAUUGCGGUGGAGUUGUUGUGUCGUGCUGGUAGGCUGAAGGAGGCUAUUGAUAUUAUUGAAACAAUGCCAUACAGAACUGCUCUUAUUUGGAAGUCAAUCCUCUCUACAUGCACAAUACAUGAAGACCUGGUAUUUACUGAAAGGGUAGCAAAGAAAAUAAUGGAGAUGGAACCACAAUCAUCCUUACCUUACUUGGUCUUGGCUCAGGUAUAUCAAAUGAGGGGCAAGUGGGAGAGCAUGGUUCGAGUGAGAAAGGCAGUGGAACAUAAAGGCGCCAAGGAGUUCGCAGGAUGCAGUUUUAUUGGGAUAAAAAAUCACGUGUUCUCUUUUGAGGCAAAUAAAUUACAUCAGUAUGGAGGGAAAGAUCUUUAUCUUGUAUUAGAGUUACUGCAGUGGGAGAUGGAAACUGAAGGUUAUGCCUGAAAAAUGUUUUGAUAAAAGAAAGUAAAAGUUGUUGCUAUCGCGAUGAAUAUUGAU